Laetiporus sulphureus 93-53 is the source of this 2039-nucleotide messenger RNA. RefSeq lists its product as uncharacterized. The record is from RefSeq and is a predicted model, not a curated record. Lineage: Eukaryota; Fungi; Basidiomycota; Agaricomycetes; Polyporales; Laetiporaceae. The transcript has 4 exons. Bases 156 to 1931 code for a protein of 591 amino acids.
CGUCCAAUGGCCAAGACCUCAUAAAUGAGUGCGAUGUGGAACGAUGUGACCCAGACGUGACUGCGGUACCUGGACGCGCAGUCCGCGCUUGCUGCGGAUACACACCAGCAACAUGUCCCUCCCACAGCACUGUAUCUUACCUCCUCCCGCCCACCAUGGGAUGGUUGACUGCUUGCGGUGUCUCUCUUCUGGCGGCUUGCGCGACGCAAGGAGCAUACCUUGCUGAACAGGUUCCGCUGAGGACCAACUCUGAGUUCAAUGGUCAGGUCGAACCAUCCUUCACUCUCCCAUGGGAUGAGCCAGUCAGUAAGGAUGCGACAGGGAACCUCAUUUUCCAAUCCCUCGCAUCUCUCAUGCAGAUGGGGGCUAAUUCACGCUAUCCCAAUGGACACUCGAUCGUUCGCGCCAGUAUUCCACCCGGAACAGUCUUCUCUCACGGCAGGAGCACCGACGCUUUCCCUGAGAUGGACUGGAUCGCCCUCGACUCGGAGCACUCCCAAGGUUUUGCGCGAGGGAACAACGGCACUCUCUUCACGUUCAGCGCCGCGCGCGAGCUCAAGUUGGUCUACUUUGACGGAUGCAGCGGCAACAAGAUGGCUGGCGUCAUCGACACACAGCAUCUGCUCGUCUGGGGCGAGAUCGAACACAAGUACAACUCGACCGGUAUGUUCGGCGAGCGUGAACUCAUAGUAGAAGCCUGCAAGUGGGGUGAGGAAUAUGGAAUAGAUGGGUUUGUCAGGAUGGAAAUUAACUUUGAGAUUAUGUAUUGCAACUUCUCCCGAGGCUUGGAACUUGUCUCGGCCAUAAAUAUCAUCAACCGCGGAGGAAUUGGCGGCGGACCUGGCGGUGGACCUGGAGGUGGACGCGGAGAUAGGCCGGGAAGCGGGGGAGAUGAACGACCGGCUGAUCCACCGGAGAGGCCUCCUCGAGGCGGACCUGGAGGACCCCCAGGAGGAUCGGAUAGGCCAGGAGGACCAGGUUCUCCACCGGAUGGCCCGGACGCCCCUCCAGGUAGGCCAGGAGAGCCAGGGGGUCCUCAACGACCUGGUCGUAGUCCGACCACACCUCCCCAGGGCUGGAAAGGCACCAUGCCUUUAACGAUGCGCGACGAAGGUAUGCGCGCUGCUGCCUGGCACAAUGCCUUCCCGGGUGACCUGCGCGUGCACGUGGAUCCCUCGGGGAUGAUCUCGUUCUUCGACCCAACGUUCACGUCCCUCAUCGAUUCCCGGCGCUCACUCCCACGCGAGCAGUACCGACUGCUGAACAUUUCUGAGGCUGACAUCGCGGCUGCUCGGGCAGACAUCGCGGACGUGUUUUCACGCUCGCCCAAUGCGGGCAGCGGGGUGGACUGGCGCGGUCUCGCACAGGUCGUGCAGGACAGGUUCUCUGAUCGCCUGCCGUACUUACGCUAUCUGCUACACCAAGAGGUGGCCAACGCAACCGCACACGCAGCGGAGGUGCGCCAGCAGCUGAUCACGUCCCUCCUCCCGUAUAUGCCGCGGGCCGAGGUGGGCUCGCCGGGCUGGUUCGGCGAGAUCGCGCGUGGCUGCCGAGCGAGCUUCACGGAGCGUCUCCCGACGGCGCGUUUCACGAAGCAGGAGCGGCUGUUGCGGAAUGCGGUGGAUGAAGUGCUUCACGAGGUUUGCAGGGUGCUGACUAUGGCGUGGCGGGAGGCGUUCGAUGUGGAGGAGCAGAAUGUGGAAGUUGUCGAGGGCUUGUUGGAAAAGUGGAGGGACCAGGUCGAUGCGCUGAUUGAUUGGCUGGACUGGCCUGCAUGGCUGGAGUGUAACCCGGCGUGCGGUGUCGAUGAGUUUUGCUAUGUGCGACAGCAUUCGCGGUUCGGUCGCGGGGACGAUGGAAAUGGAGACCGUUUGCCUCGAUGUGUACCAAUGGCGCAUGCGUUUGGAUCUGGGCUGUUGCCACGCGCAUAGAGCAACGUUAUGCCUUUUUAUGAAGGAUGGAUUCCGGUCGCCAGACAGGGAGAAAGCGAAUAUUAUUUACUUGGGAAGUUUUCGAUUCGUGUGUUCUGAUGUCUCGUA